CCGAGCCCACAAGACCCGUUCCCAUGAACGCGUAACUCUAGCUGCCACAUGUCUCUGGUGUGUUUUUCCAAGAUUAUUGACCCUGGCAGUUUGUAGUCUUUCACUAUGGGGACCGGAGCCAGCAAGAAGACCAAGAAGACGGACAAGGACGACAAUGAACCACCAACAUUCACAAUUGCCCAAGCGAGUGCACCGCCAUACAAUCCUGAAUGUCCACCACAAGGAUUACCACCUCAGCAUCCACAACCACAUCCCACACACCUGUACCCAGGGGGACAGCCACCGGGCACGUACUGUCAGGCAUGCGCAGCAUCAAGUCGCGAUGGUGAAACGUACGGCCCAAACGAGUAUUUUCUAGAAACUCCAUCGAUCGAAGUACUUCGUACCAAAGAGCACCAAGUCAAUGAGGAAGCCUUGAGGAAGUACUUUUCUAGCAACAAGAAGUCCCAUGGUGGCCAAAUCGCGUCCAUGGCCGAGGAUGACGACUGCUUUGUAAUCAACUUUGAGAACUUCGAUGUUGCUCGUGAAGUGUUAUCUCAUUCUCAUGAGCUGGACGGAACACAGCUGCACGUUCGGAAUCGUAAGAGCCCAACAAUUGAAGUUAUCACAGAUGGAACUAUCGCCGAGGAUCGCCUCAAGACUUACUUCGAAAACAGGCGUAAUGGUGGAGGUCCCAUUGAUGGGACAAUCAAGAAAACCCCUCAAGGAGUAUUCUAUAUCACGUUCAAAAAUAAACGAGCUGCCAUCGAUGUAGUCCAGAAACCCUCACAUUCGAUCGAUGGAAAAGAAGUUGCAGUCGCGGAGAAGUUAAGCCUUAUUGAUCGCAGAAGCCUUCUGAUAAAGGGCAUCCCAGCAGGCUGCAGCCGUGGCCAUCUUAGAGACUACUUAGAAGGCAAAGAUUCCAAAGGCACACUCCAUAUAGCUGGGGUAUAUCUUGGCGAUGAUGAGUCUGUGGCAGUCGUGUCUCUGUUCCAUGACAUAGAUGGGGAAACAAGGCAUGAAAUAGGAACGAAAGCCAAACAGGGUGACCUAGCUGUCUCCGUCAGCCCCAUGGUCGUGACCAGGAGUGUGCAGCUGUCUGGGAUCACCAAGCAGUCUGGGAUCACACGGGAUCUUCUUCUCAACUACUUCGAGAACACCGAAAGAAGCGGUGGGGGUAAGGUGCUGGACAUCAACAUGGACAAGAAGAAGGGAACGGCUAUCAUAAGUUUCAAAGAUCCGGCAGUCGUCCAGAGAGUCGUGCAGAAACCAUUUCACCAGUUUGACUGCGGGAGUGUCUCUGUGUGUCCGCACUUUAGUGCACUCGGCACUGUAACCGACACCGAUUUCUUAACAUCGUCUAAGACCCCAUUCGACCCUGACGUUCAUCGGGUCAUAAAACGCAAUGAACUAAACUUGGUUGAUAUUCAGCCGUCAAAGCUACGCCUGUUGGAGAAACAACUUCUGAGCAUUAAGGCAGAGUUCCCAAACGUUGACGUCGAUAUCGACCAUGAUCAUCACAAAAUCACCAUCGACGGGGUGGAUCACGAAACGACGCAAGCGCGCGACAAUCUCAAUGAGAAGUUGCAAGAGUUCAAGGAGUAUAGAUGGUCAAUAUCCGACGAACUACAGUAUAUUCUCUCCAGAGAUAAUGCGAAGAAAGUCAUUGAAAGGGUUUUUGCGGAGGCAAACGUGCAGAACGGCGCCCUCUUUUCUGUAGAAAAUAACGAAGUGUUAAUUGUAGGUGUGGACAAAAGCACCGUCAGGAUCGCAGAAAGUUGUGUUAGAUCUACAUUCAAAGAAACUAGUAGGAACAUUCCUAAACAAAUCCUGAUACUCAGUGACUGGGAUCAUUUCGUAAAAAGGAGUAACGAUGGUGCAAAGAACAAUGCCAAAAUAUCAUACGACAAAACGUCGGGUAAGGUUAAAAUUGUGGGCCUUAUUCGUGAAGUUGGCGAUAUUGAUGGGAAGUUGGAAGAGUUCUUGAAGCAGCAUUCUUUUGAAACGUCCUUUGUUGAUUUAGAAAGACCAAUUGUCUACGUUCUGGUAAAACGACAGAAGGAUCAACUGAGAAAGAUUGAACUUGACAAUGACGUUUCGAUUGAUGAUAUGGGAACAAGAUUCAAGAUACAAGGACCUAAAGAUAGAAUGAAGAAGGUGUCGGAUGAAAUCAAGGGUCUUGCAUCAAAGGUUAUAGAGACUACAGCGCAGUACAAGAAACCAGGGCUUGCAAAGCUGUUCAAUGACGACACAUUCAAGAAGCUUUUAAAGGGGAUAGAAGAGAACAAGAGUUGCGCACUACGGUGGGACUGUGAGACCUGGACACCGUCACCAAGAGGGAAAGCAACACUAAAAGGCCUGCGGCCCUCCAAACCAUCUCCUGACCAUGGUGGUCCGAAGAUUGGACAUAUCUCUGUACAUAUUGAGCAAGGCAACAUCGAGUCAGAGACAGCGGAUGUGAUUGUUAACCCCGUCACCGACAACUCAGCCUUUACAGUUGUCGGUGAUGCCCUUUCAAAAGCUGGAGGUCCAUCUGUCAAGGGCAACUUCAAUUCGGAUUGGAGCAAAAGGCUCAACGGCGUUGUUCUAUCAGACGCAGGUACACUACAGUGUAAAAAGGUUGCCCAUAUGGAGCUUCCUCCAAAGCAUAAGCUAAAGGAUGCAGUCUGCCAGUGUCUUGUCCUCAGUACACAAGCCGGAAUGACAUCAAUUGCAUUUCCUGCGAUUGGGACAGGCAACUACGGGAUGACAUCCAUCGAGUCAGCCAAAGCAAUCCGAGAUGGCAUUGAGCAGUUCAUCCACCAGAACCCGAAUUCCAGCCUGAAACACGUCAAACUCACCAUUUUCCUCCAGAAGAUGGUCAGAGACUACGAGGCUGAAUUCCGUUCCCCUAUGGACACCUCUUCUGCCGCAGUACAUGCAGGUAUAACAACGCCAUCCCCGGGUCAACAAGAGAUGAGCUUUGGUUCCAUCAAAAUGCAGGUUCAACAAGGCGAUAUCUGUAAAGAGGGAACAGACGUUCUUGUCAGCGCUAUUCUCAAGGAUAUGAAGUUUACAGCGGUAACAAAUGCCCUUGUAAAAGCAGGAGGACAGUCAAUUGCUGAUGAGCUAAAGAUAGCAUGGCCAAACCGUACCGGCAAAGUGGUUUUCACAGGCGCCGGAACACUUCCAAGCAAAAAGGUCGCCCACAUGGUAUUACCAAGCUCCUCUGAGCUCAUGGACUCAGUAGUAUCCUGUCUUAGGACUGCUGACCAACUAGGAAUGACGUCCAUAGCGUUUCCAGCAAUAGGAACAGGUGGCACAAUGUCUCAGGUUGAAAGUGCAAGUGGGAUUUAUAGUGGGGUCCAGGAGUUCAGCUCACAAUGCAACCCAAAGAGCUUACAACUUGUGCGGGUCACCGUCUUCGACAAUAAAACGUUGGGACCCUUCCACUCAACGAUGCAACAGUACACCACAACAAGCCAUAUUCCUCGGGCACCUUUAUGUCAGAUUGGUUCUGUUGCUGUGGAAAUACAACAUGGGGACCUAGCUAAGGAGACAACAGACGCCAUCGUCAAUCCUGUUAAUACCGAUGGAGGAUUCUUUGCUGUUGGCAAUGCCCUCGAAAAAGUGGGAGGUGCAACGAUAAGAACUGAGUGCAAAACGUCCUGGAAUCAGCGACAAAAUGAAGUGCUACUGACAGAUGGGGGUACACUUCCGUGCAAGAAGGUCAUACACGCGGUGUGUCCAAAUGCAAAUGUCAUGAAAGGGAGGGUGCUGGAGUGUUUGCUACGGGCUGAAGGGAGAGGACUUGCAUCAGUAUCCUUCCCGGCCAUCGGUACAGGCGGAUUUGGUGUAAGUGUUGCGGAUGCUGCGAGGGAAACAAUCCUAGGGAUUAGAGAUUUCGCCAUCACACACAGCCCUAGCAAAGUGAAGCUUGUAAGAGUGACAGUUUUUCAACAACAAAUGGUUGCAGAAUUUCAGCAAGCGUUGAAAGCUUCCCUGCCAAAAGCACCGAUUGCUCCAGUACCAAAACCAUCGAUUGUGCCAGUGGCCCCAGCACCUCCUGCUGCCAAAAUAUCACCAAAGUCAGACGUGGAACAAGCCUUUGAGGUGAAAUUCUAUGCCUGCAAUAAAAGAGACAUGGACAACGCCAAACAAGAAGUUUCUCAAACCAUCGACAGCUACAUGACAAGGGGAUGUGUGGAUGACGACCGCCUUAAAGCGACCAUACGGCACUUGGAAGAAAAUGAGAAGGACAGCAUUAUCCAAAUGGGGGCAGACAACCUUGCUCUUGUGACAAUUACAGGUCAUAAUAUUGAAAUGGUAGGACUAAAAGAUGAUGUUGCUGAGGUGCGAAGGAUAAUUGAGAGUUUUCUGCGAGAGAAGCUAGCAGCUUAUGAACUAGAGAAAUUGGAGAAACACAUCAUCAAGGUCCCUGACUACUGGGCACCACACCCAACGGGAAUCACGGGCGCCUACAUGUACAAACUUGAUGCAUCGUCACCGGAGUACCAGGACGUGGAGAGAAGCUUCCUCUCCAGUGUCGGCUAUCAGCCUCAGAUUGUAUCCAUAUCCCGGGUACAAAAUGAGGCAAAGUAUAAAGCUUACAUAUCGGAGUUGCAGGAGAGGAGGAAAACGUGUCCUAGAAGUAAAAUCGAAGAGCUCCUGUAUCACGGAACGGCAGAAGAGGUGGUGGACAACAUAAAUCAAGGUGGAUUCAACAGGAGCUACUGUGGGAAAAAUGCUACAGCCUAUGGGAAGGGUGUGUACUUCGCCAAAAGCGCCAGCUACUCAGCACAAGCCACGUACUCCCCACCAGACACGCAAGGCAACAAGUACAUCUACCAAGCGAGAGUCAUCGUGGGAGAGUACACGACGGGAAGGCAUGGUAUGCUGGAACCGCCGGCGAAGAAUCCGGCAAAUGCAGUAGUUCGCUUUGACUCCGUCGUGGACAACAUGAACAAUCCAAGCAUUUUUGUUGUGUUUCAUGACAAUGAUGCAUAUCCAGAGUACCUCAUUGUGUUUAAGUAGUUGACGCUUUGCCAUUGAUGUAUAAACAAUAGUAUUGAUUUGGCGUACCUCUAUCAUGCAAGGAAGUAAAAUUUUACUGGAGUUUGCUAAGUGUUUCAUUUGCUUGCAUUGAAAUAAUAUUACAUAUACGAGUACGUAGUCAUAUCGAUGUCAAUGAACGCAUGUCAUUUGAUGUUUCAUAUAUUACUUAAUGGGUAGUUCUUACAAUUGGAAAUAUUGAAUUCUUUUGUAUUUCCCAGUCAUGUCUUCUUAUCCAAUGAAGUGUAGAUAAAAACAAUGGAAAAAUACAUGAAUGUAAAAAAAAUGAUUGUAUUGGUGUAGCAAACAUUUGAACAUAUUUGGUUUGAGCUGAGUAUGGAUUUCUUUGACGUAUACAUAUGGUUACCUUCAACAUAUGUUGGGAAUGUUGUCCCUACAAAUCCGUAUUCCUGCUCUGUAACUUUGCAUGAUAACACCUUAACCUAAAAUGUCUGCUACCGCGAUCGUUCUUGAUUUAUGAAAAGGAAGUACAAUUGUUUAAGUUAAAGCACCAAACGACAUACAAAGCAAACUGGUAUUACUGCAUAAGUUUAUAGGUCAAGGCGUUCAAGAAACUUUCUUCCAGCCUGUCUGAAUUAAACAUAUUGUAAAUUU
This is a messenger RNA of Branchiostoma floridae (Florida lancelet), 5625 nucleotides long. RefSeq names its product protein mono-ADP-ribosyltransferase PARP14-like. Bases 106 to 4992 code for a protein of 1628 amino acids. The record is from RefSeq and is a predicted model, not a curated record. Gene Ontology annotation, molecular function: NAD+ poly-ADP-ribosyltransferase activity; RNA binding; transcription corepressor activity. NCBI's taxonomy places the organism in Eukaryota, Metazoa, Chordata, Leptocardii, Amphioxiformes, Branchiostomatidae. Gene Ontology annotation, biological process: negative regulation of gene expression. Gene Ontology annotation, cellular component: cytoplasm; nucleus. The transcript has 30 exons.